Molecule: messenger RNA, 1092 nt
Organism: Aspergillus costaricaensis CBS 115574
Lineage: Eukaryota; Fungi; Ascomycota; Eurotiomycetes; Eurotiales; Aspergillaceae
Exons: 1
Cellular component (GO): intracellular anatomical structure
Molecular function (GO): protein binding
Source: RefSeq, a predicted model, not a curated record
UACCCAGGCCUCCUCCACCUCUACAUCCACUACAUCGAAAUGUCCCCCACCCCAGAAAAGGGCAUCUACGCCGCUGACCAUCUCCGCGACCUCGUCCCUGACGCCGGCCAUAUCCACCACAUGCCCACACACCUUGACAUCCUAAUCGGCGACUGGCGCGCCUCCAUCAGGUCCAACUACCGCUCCACUCUCGCAGAUGACCGCUACGCCGCCAAAGCCGGCCAUAAUAACUUCUAUACCUUUUACCGCCUCCACGACUACCACUCGCUCAUCUACGCCGCUAUGUUCGCAGCCCAGAAACGUACCGCCCUCGAUGCAGUGUCCCGCAUGGAAGCCAGUAUCCCGGAGUCUCUCCUCCGCAUGCAAUCUCCUCCUAUGGCCGACUGGAUCGAGCACUUUGUUGCUAUCCGUCUGCACGUCAUGGUCCGCUUCGGGAUGUGGGAGGAGCUUAUAAAUGAUACCUCUCUUCCGGAAGACCAGGAUCUGUAUGCUAUCACGACAGCAACAACCCACUACGCCCGCGGGCUCGCCUACGCCGCUACCAAUGAUGUCCCCUCGGCCCGCAGGGAAGAAGCAUUGUUCCUGGCAGCCCGGGACCGCGUCCCGCCCACUCGCCGCGCGUACAAUAGCAGAGCUGCCGAUAUGUUGGCCGUGGGGGUCGCCAUGCUGAAGGGGGAGAUUGAGUACCGAGCAGGGAACUAUGAGACGGCGUUUGCUGCGCUGACGGAGGCGAUUGUGUUGGAGGAUCAAUUGCCGUAUAGUGAGCCGUGGGCGUGGAUGCAGCCUGUUAGGCAUGCUUACGCGGCGUUGAAGCUGGAGCAAGGGGAGGUGGAGGAGGCGGCCAGGGUGUAUAGGGCUGAUUUGGGGCUGGAUGAGUCGUUGAUUCGUCCCAGGAGACAUCCGAAUAAUGUUUGGGCGUUGCAUGGGUAUCAUGAGUGUUUGGUGAGGUUGGGGAGGGUAGAGGAGGCCAGGGCCGUUGAGGGAGCCAGGAAUGUGGCGUUGGCCGGGGCGGACGUGCCGAUUUUGGCGUCGUGCUUUUGUAGAUUGGAGGUUUUGAAGAAGGAGAAUGGGGGGUGUUGUGGUGGGAAAUAA